Messenger RNA from Planococcus citri (citrus mealybug), 1279 nucleotides. RefSeq names its product hexokinase type 2-like. Lineage: Eukaryota; Metazoa; Arthropoda; Insecta; Hemiptera; Pseudococcidae. Gene Ontology annotation, biological process: glucose metabolic process; intracellular glucose homeostasis; glucose 6-phosphate metabolic process. Gene Ontology annotation, molecular function: glucokinase activity; fructokinase activity; ATP binding. Gene Ontology annotation, cellular component: mitochondrion; cytosol. The record is from RefSeq and is a predicted model, not a curated record. The coding region runs from base 140 to 1279 and encodes 379 amino acids. The transcript has 6 exons.
UCAAUCCAUCCAAUUUCCUAAAUAAAAAUGUUUUCAGUUUUUCGAAUACAUAGCAGAAUGUCUCGAAUUAUUCGUUAAUGACGAACACCUUGAAAAAGAGAACAUUGGACUGAGCUUUUGCUUUAGUUUUCCUGUCAAAAUGGAAGGUUUAACAAAAGCUUAUCUUAAAAAAUGGACCAAAAAUUUCUCCAUUUCUGGCGUUCAAGGUGAAGAUGUUGUUGCACUGUUGAGAAAAUCAUUGGAUAAACGACGAGUAAACAUAAGCCCGAUCGUUUUACUCAAUGAUACUACUGGCUGUCUCUUGUCAUGUCAUUGGAUUGAAAAGAAAUGUCGCGUAGGUGUAAUAGUAGGUAUGAAAAUUUCAAUAUGUCAUUCAUUAAUUAGAACUGGCACCAACGUUUGUUACACGGAAAAAAUCGAAAACAUACAUCAAUUCGACGGAGAUCCAACAAAACCUUCCAUGAUUAUCAACACCGAAUUAGGAAAUUUUGGCAAUACAGGCUGCCUCGACGAUAUCAGAACUGAAUACGAUAGAAAAGUUGACGAAAUGUCAAAAAAUCCAGGCAGUCAACGCUUCGAGAAAAUGAUUAGCGCUUUGUACUUCAGCGAAUUGGUGCGCCUAGUUAUUCUCAAAUGUAUCGAACUCAAGUACUUAUUUGAUGGAGAAACGUCCGAAAUACUCGCCAGGAAAAGAGCCUUUCUACCGGAAUUCAUUUACGAAAUUGAAGGGUUGUACACAGAAUACCUAUUUCCUAUUUAUAAGAGACGCCGCCACCACCGGUACAUAAUACACACAAUAAAUGCGCUGUCGAACCAUGUCGCUGAUCUUUUUACCCCUUUUUUACUUGGCAGAGAUGAUACGUUCGAGUUGGAUAGAACGUUGGGUAUUUUGGAGAUAAUGAAAUUUCAACAUGCUACCAUUCAAGAUUGCGUUAAUGUGCGGUAUAUUUGUAAAACCAUCUGUCGAAGGUCGGCUAAAUUAUUAGCAGCUGCUGUUGCCACCGUCGUGAAUAAAAUGGAUAUUAAUCAUGUCGCUAUUGCCUUCGACGGGGGCGUUUAUAAAAAACAUCCUACGUAUAAGGAAAUUCUUAGGGAUAAAAUUAGCGGAUACGUUAAUCAAGGCAUCGCGGUCGAACAUCGAUUAUCCGAAGAAGGCAGCGGACGUGGAGCAGCUUUAGUCAUAGCGAUGUUCAUGAAUCAACAAAACAAUUCGCAAAACCCCUCUCCAGCUUCACCAGCUUCGACUUCAGCAACCGAUUCUUCCAAAUCGGUAGAUUAA